AGUAAUUUGACAUGCAUUGAGACCACAUUCUGUGUCACGGUGACAGAAGAAGCUGCUGCUGCCGCGCGUCCGACGGAGAGGGAAUACUGCUACUGUACCGAACUCGUUUCAUCCAACCGUUUAUAACGACAGCAGCCCCGGGCAAUGACAUUAACCUAUUGAAAGAGGAAUAAUAGAAGGAAAACGCAAAGAUGACGGUGGACUUUGAAGAAUGUAUUAAAGACUCUCCACGAUUCAGGGCGGGCAUCAAUGAGGUGGAGACGGAUGUGGUGGAGAUCGAAGCUAAACUAGAAAAGCUGGUGAAGUUAUGUAGCGGUAUGAUCGAGGCGGGCAGAGCGUACGUUAGCGCCAACAAGCUGUUUGUCAACGGCAUCAAAGACUUGUCUCAGCAGUGCAAGAAGGAAGAAAUGAUCUCUGAGUGUCUGGAGAAGUGUGGGGAGAGCCUGCAGGAGAUCGUCAACUACAACAUGAUCCUAUUUGACCAGGCCCAGAGGUCAAUCAAACAGCAACUGCACACCUUCAUCAAAGAGGACGUGCGUAAGUUCAAGGAGACGAAGAAGCAGUUUGACCGUGUGAGGGAGGACAUGGAGAUAGCCCAGGUGAAGAAUGCCCAGGCCCCCAGGAACAAACCUCACGAGGUGGAGGAGGCCACUUCCUCUCUCACCCUGACCAGGAAGUGCUUCAGGCACCUGGCCCUGGACUACGUACUGCAGAUCAAUGUUCUUCAGGCUAAGAAGAAGUUUGAGAUCCUUGAUGCAAUGCUGUCGUUCAUGCGAGCCCAGUACACCUUGUUUCAACAGGGCUAUAAAAUAUUGGAUGAGAUUGAUCCCUACAUGAAGAAACUAGCUGCAGAGCUGGAUCAGCUGGUCAUAGACUCAGCCAUGGAGAAGAGAGACCUGGAACACAAACAUGCUACCAUACAGCAGAGGACUCUGAUGGAGGACUUCUCCUAUGAUGAUAAUAAGGUGGAGUUCAACGUGGACGCUCCUAACGGAGUGGUGAUGGAAGGUUACCUGUUCAAGAGGGCCUCCAAUGCCUUCAAGACCUGGAACAGACGGUGGUUCUCCAUACAGAACAGCCAGCUGGUCUACCAGAAGCGACUUAAGGAUGCCCUGACGGUGGUGGUGGAGGACCUGAGGCUGUGUUCAGUCAAACCUUGUGAGGACGGAGAGAGGAGGUUCUGCUUCGAGGUGGUGUCCCCCACUAAGAGCUGUAUGCUCCAGGCAGAGUCAGAGAAGUUACGGCAGGCCUGGAUCCAAGCUGUACAGGCCUCCAUCGCCUCUGCAUACAGAGAGAUAUCAGACAACUACUACAUUGAGCGUCUGGACCGGACAGCCUCCCCCUCUACCAGCAGUAUAGACUCAGCCAGCGAGCCCCGGGGGGAGAAAUGGGGGAGAGGGGGUGAGGGCAGGGGGGAGAGCAUCCUCCACCGGGUGCAGACCCUCCUGGGUAAUGAGCUGUGUUGUGACUGCUCCCAGGCUACACCAUGCUGGGCCUCCAUCAACCUGGGAGUCCUGCUCUGCAUCGAGUGCUCUGGCAUACACAGGAGUCUUGGGGUGCAUUGCUCCAAGGUUCGUUCACUAACACUGGACUCCUGGGAACCAGAGCUACUCAAGUUGAUGUGUGAGCUGGGUAACAAUGUGAUUAACCACAUCUAUGAGGGAGCCUGUGAGGAACUGGGAGUGAAGAAACCUGGACCUUCCAGUCCUAGACAAGAGAAGGAGGCGUGGAUCAAGGCCAAAUAUGUGGAGAGGCGUUUCCUGAAGAAGAUGAGUGUCAGUGACUCAUUGGUGGAAGGUGAGAGGAAGUCCCGCCCCUGGACCGUGAAGAAGUGUCAUCGCCACAACAGCUCCAUCCGAGGAGCGCCCAAAACCCGCCGGAAAUACCGACACGACCCCGGUUUGAUUUCACCUGGAAACCUCUCCGCAGCUGCAGCAGCAGCGAAGCUCCGUCGAGACUCUCUGUUUUGUCCUGAUGAGAUGGACAACCUCUUCUCCUACUUCGACACUGGCAAUGGCACCCGCAGCCCUGCAGGUCUGAGCAGUGACAGUGGGCUGGGAGGCAGUACAGACGGGAGCACAGACAUCCUGGUGUUUGGCUCAGUGGUCGACAGUGUCACCGAGGAGGAGUGUGAGGGUGAGUCAGAAGAGGAGGAGUCUAGCGGGGAGGUGGAGAUAGAGCAGGAGGCGGGAUCAGACCCUGAGGAGCCCCUCCCCCCGGGGGCGUUGCUCUACCGGUCGUCACGGCUACACAACCUGCCACUCAUGGCCGAGGCGCUGGCGCACGGGGCAGACGUCCACUCUGCCAGCGAUGAGGAGGGAAAGACCCCGCUCAUACAGGCCGUGACAGGGGGCUCUCUGACAGCGUGUGAGUUCCUGCUGCAGAAUGGGGCUGAUGUGAACCAGAGGGACAUGGGGGGGAGAGGACCCCUCCACCACGCUACCUACCUGGGACAUACAGGUCAAGUGUGUCUGUUCCUGAAGAGAGGGGCUUGUCAGACGGAGGUGGAUGAGGAAGGUCACGACCCUCUGAGCAUGGCUGUCCAGGCCGCUAACGCCGAUAUUGUUACACUGUUGCGGUUAGCACGGAUGAACGAGGAGAUGCGCGAGGCGGAGGGUCCGUUUGGUCAGCCAGGUAACACAACAUAUCACAUCUUUCGGGAGUUCUCGCUCAUGGCGUCCCACCAGCCCGAGAAGCUAAAGAAGAGAAUACACUUCAACAACUGCCAGACGUAGUCCAUGAUGACAUCAAAACAUACUUCAGCCACUGCCUGAGGUAGUCAAAGACUCCUAACUUGAGUCAGACUCUGAAGUGACUUACUAACAAGUCUCUGUGUCCUACACCUGAGAUCUAUUUAGGUAGAGCACCGCCAUCAAGACAGAUCUAUUUGGGUAGAGCACCAUCAAGACAGAUCUAUUUAGGUAGAGCACCAUCAAGACAGAUCUAUUUAGGUAGAGAACCACCACCAAGACAGAUCUAUUUAGGUAGAGAACCACCACCAAGACAGAUCUAUUUAGGUAGAGAACCACCACCAAGACAGAUCUAUUUAGGUAGAGAACCACCACCAAGACAGAUCUAUUUAGGUAGAGCACCAUCAAGACAGAUCUAUUUAGGUAGAGCACCAUCAAGACAGAUCUAUUUAGGUAGAGAACCACCACCAAGACAGAUCUAUUUAGGUAGAGAACCACCACCAAGACAGAUCUAUUUAGGUAGAGAACCACCACCAAGACAGAUCUAUUUAGGUAGAGAACCACCAUCAAGACAGAUCUAUUUAGGUAGAGAACCACCACCAAGACAGAUCUAUUUAGGUAGAGAACCACCACCAAGACAGAUCUAUUUAGGUAGAGCACCAUCAAGACAGAUCUAUUUAGGUAGAGAACCACCACCAAGACAGAUCUAUUUAGGUAGAGAACCACCACCAAGACAGAUCUAUUUAGGUAGAGAACCACCACCAAGACAGAUCUAUUUAGGUUGAGAACCACCACCAAGACAGAUCUAUUUAGGUAGAGAACCACCAAGACAGAUCUAUUUAGGGAGAGCACCAUCAAGACAGAUCUAUUUGGGUAGAGCACCACCAUCAAGACAGAUCUAUUUAGUUAGAGCACCACCAUCAAGACCACCAUUUUUCUUCAAUCAGUUUUGAUAUAAAGAUUUCAGUGGGUGUCCUGGUGUUCUCCUAGCACGCGAUCAUUGCUCUCAGUUCCAUUACAUUACACACAAGAGUCAUCAUUGGACGAAGGCGUCUACUGUACGGGAAAGUUUUGUUAAGAGUCGCGACGCUCGGGCUGAACAUUUAACACGCAUCGUUUGCGGUACGGUUUUGCAAGCAUAAGGACCUUAUCUUUAUUUAUUUUUAAAGGUUAAAUUGAUACACACCUUUUAUAGGGUUCACACACGGUCGUAUCUCCAUUUAAGCACUAGUUUAGGGAAAACAUACGGAAGACAGAGUGGACUACCUGUGCUAGUUAGUUAUCUGCGUCUCAGAACAUCUGUGUGUAAAUGGAAGAUGACACACGGUGUUGUCACUGAAAAAUACUGUCGGCUGCAACUGUGUUGAAACCGGUUAAAACGGAGUACAGUGUUUCUUUUGUGUAUUUUGCAUUUGGGAAAUUACUUAGAGGGAAUUCAUGUUUCUAGAACCGUACUGCAAUUGAGGAUCGAUUCAGGUUUGGAUUGGAUUUGGGUUCCAGAACCACUUCUCCUUUAAACAGAACAUGUAAGGUCAUUGGACUAAGGAGUAACGUUAGGUUUAUUUAGUUUAUUAUUGGGCGAUUGUUCCCUUAGUUAGGGAGAGUGAAAAAUAGCAAUUUCAAUUCAUGCUUGAUUAUGUAUUACUGUUUGUACAGACACACACAAAGGUACAGACACAUGCACACUGCAUACAUUAUGAUAUUGUUGUAUGGUGGUAUUAAACAUUUUGUACUGUAGAUAUGUAGUGGUGUAAUAAUGUUAUUUGAUGUACUGUUUUAUCUCUUGUUUUAUAUGUAAUGUAUGUGCUUUAAUGUGUUUGGACCCCAGGAAGAGUAGCUGUUGCCUUGGCAGGAACUAAUGGGGAUCCAUAAUAAACCCCAGGAAGAGUAGCUGCUGCCUUGGCAGGAACUAAUGGGGGAUCCAUAAUAAACCCCAGGAAGAGUAGCUGCUGCCUUGGCAGGAACUAAUGGGGAUCCAUAAUAAACCCCAGGAAGAGUAGCUGCUGCCUUGGCAGGAACUAAUGGGGAUCCAUAAUAAACACCAGGAAGAGUAGCUGCUGCCUUGGCAGGAACUAAUGGGGAUCCAUAAUAAACCCCAGGAAGAGUAGCUGCUGAAUUGGCAGGAAUUAAUGGGGAUCCAUAAUAAACCCCAGGAAGAGUAGCUACUGCCUCGGCAGGAACUAAUGGGGAUCCAUAUUAAACCCAUGGAAGAGUAGCUGCUGCCUUGGCAGGAACUAAUGGGGAUCCAUAAUAAACCUCAGGAAGAGUAGCUGCUGAAUUGGCAGGAACUAAUGGGGAUCCAUAAUAAACCCCAGGAAGAGUAGCUGCUGAAUUGGCAGGAACUAAUGGGGAUCCAUAAUAAAUACACAUACAGUACAGAUAAAAUGUGUCCUAUAUACAAGAUAGAAAGUGUGUGUAUAUAUAUAUAUAUAUUCAGACAAAUUGUAAUUUUGCAACAAACAGGUGGAAAUAAA
Molecule: messenger RNA, 5164 nt
Organism: Oncorhynchus masou masou (cherry salmon)
Lineage: Eukaryota; Metazoa; Chordata; Actinopteri; Salmoniformes; Salmonidae
Product: arf-GAP with coiled-coil, ANK repeat and PH domain-containing protein 3-like
Exons: 25
Coding region: 192-2735 (847 amino acids)
Cellular component (GO): cytoplasm
Molecular function (GO): GTPase activator activity; protein binding
Source: RefSeq, a predicted model, not a curated record